This is a messenger RNA of Neltuma alba, 1488 nucleotides long. RefSeq names its product shikimate O-hydroxycinnamoyltransferase-like. Gene Ontology annotation, molecular function: acyltransferase activity, transferring groups other than amino-acyl groups. The transcript has 3 exons. NCBI's taxonomy places the organism in Eukaryota, Viridiplantae, Streptophyta, Magnoliopsida, Fabales, Fabaceae. The record is from RefSeq and is a predicted model, not a curated record. The coding region runs from base 90 to 1388 and encodes 432 amino acids.
AUGAUGUUGAAGUGAUCUUUUUCUGUUAUUGUUAUUCUUUAGAUAGAUUGGGGUCGCGUCCCUGAGCAAGGAGGAGGAGGAAAAGGAGGAUGGUGGUGAUAAAUGUGAAGGAGUCGACGAUUGUUCGACCGGAGGCGAAGACGCCGCGGGUGGUGAUUUGGAAUUCCAACGUCGACUUGGUGGUGGUGGAUAUCCACCUUCCGACGGUGUACUUCUACAGGCCGACGGCGGCGGGUGCGUCGAGUUUCUUCGACGCUAAGGUUCUGAAGGAGGCUCUGAGCAAGGCUCUGGUGCCUUACCCAGUGGCUGGGCGGCUUCGCCGGGACGACCACGGCCGCGUAGAAAUUGACUGCAAUGGCGAAGGCGUCCUCUUCGUCGAGGCCGAAACCGAUAACGUCAUUGACGAUUUCGGUGACUUCGCUCCGACGCUUGAACUCCGGCAGCUCAUUCCUGCCGUGGAUUAUUCCCGGGGAAUCGAAACUUAUCCCAUUUUUGUGUCACAGGUAACACAUUUCAACUGUGGAGGGGUGUCAUUUGGGGUUGGUAUGCAUCAUUAUGCAGCAGAUGGAUAUUCUGGUCUUCACUUUGUCAACACAUGGUCAGACAUGACUCGUGGCCUUGAUCUCACCCUCUCUCCCUUCAUCGACCGGACCCUUCUCCGAGCCCGGAACCCUCCUCGGCCGGUAUUCGAUCAUGUCGAAUUCAAACCGCCUCCGGCCAUGACCACUCCCUCCUCCUCACCACCACCACCAGCUGCAGUAUCUAUUUUCAAAAUAACUCGUGACCACAUAAAUCUCCUGAAAUCCAGGUCCAAAGAAAAUGGCAACACAAUCAAUUAUAGUUCCUACGAGAUGUUGGCUGGCCAUGUGUGGAAAAACGUGUCCAAGGCACGUGACUUACCCCAUGAUCAAGAAACCAAACUGUACAUUGCUACUGAUGGAAGGUCUAGAUUGAAGCCAGAGCUCCCAGAAGGUUACUUUGGGAAUGUGGUGUUCAUGGCCACACCAAUGGCUCUGGCUGGUGAAAUCAUAUCAAAUCCAACUUGGCAUGCUGCAAGAAAAAUCCAUGAGGCUUUGGUGAGAAUGGACGAUGAGUAUUUGAGGUCGGCUUUGGAUUACUUGGAGCUUCAACCUGAUUUGAAAGUCCUUGUUCGGGGGGCUCAUACCUUUAAGUGUCCCAAUUUGGGGAUCACUAGUUGGGUUAGAUUGCCAAUACAUUAUGCUGAUUUUGGAUGGGGGAGGCCUAUUUUUAUGGGACCUGCUGGGAUUGCGUACGAGGGACUGUCUUAUAUAAUUCCAAGUUCAUCUAAUGAUGGCAGCUUCUCUCUCGCCAUUGCUCUCCUUCCUGACCAUAUGAAAGUGUUUCAGGAAUUGUUAUAUGACAUCUAGUUGUUUUUCUUCUUUUUUUCUCUUGUAUAUGGACCUAAGUGUGUGUUUGAAUUAUACUACCUCUCGUCCUAAUUAUAAGACCUUAUUUAUAGUUUACAAA